UAGGUUGGUUUCUGCCUGAAGUCACAAAAGUGUACGAGGGAGAGCUGGGAUGAGAGGGAUGAGGCGUAUUAUCUGUCGGUAAUAGUCAAACGAGGAAUGAUCCUAAUUAAAAUCUGCCUUCGGGUCACUUUGUGGCUUUGGUUUGAGCAAGUGAUAAAAGAGGUGGCUGCAGGCACAACUCCAGCUUCACAAACAGCUGUCUCUGAUGCAAACCUGAUGUUUGAACUCUUGCUGGGUGGGGUGGAGAUCGACCAGGACAAUAACAUCGUCCUGCUUGACAAGGAGAUGGCAUCGAUGAGGCAGGGACGGGCUUUCCUGUCUCAGAUCAAUGACAACAUUCCCAGAAGUCGGAGCUCCAUGGAGCAGAUGGUGAAAACUCUGGAGGAUCAGAGGAGGAAGCCCCUGACUCCGGUCCAGUUUGAGAAUCUCAUCCUGAGCCUGGUGUAUUCUGCUCAUCAGGCCUGGCAUCAGGAGGAGAGACGGGAGCAGGAGGCCUGGGGUGGAGUCCUCCUCCAGCUGGCGAACGUCACGGUCCAUGAACUACGUGGAAAUUAUCUCUUCAAUUAUACCUAAUGCACACACCGCCAUUCUGUCUGAAAUGAAAGGUGAAUGCAAUAAAUCAUCUGGCUUUAA
Amphiprion ocellaris (clown anemonefish) is the source of this 633-nucleotide messenger RNA. RefSeq names its product protein FAM180B. The transcript has 3 exons. The coding region runs from base 97 to 573 and encodes 158 amino acids. The record is from RefSeq and is a predicted model, not a curated record. Lineage: Eukaryota; Metazoa; Chordata; Actinopteri; Pomacentridae.